GCCCGCGCUCAGUCCCUGCGAGCUGGGGGUCCCUUCGCGAAGCCCCCUCUCCCUUCACCUGUCCCCGUCGCCCCCUCCGCUUCGGGAGGGGGGAUCCCGGGAGCGCCUCCGUGGCUCCAGGGAGGGGACGUUUCCUAAUCUCAGGCCGGGGUUAAAGUUCUGGUCCUGGUGAGAUGCUGGAAGCUGCUGCCACAGCCGCAGCCCGUCCCGGAGGUGUCCUGUCGCCUGUCGCCGCCGCCGCCCCCACCGCUGCUACUGCUGCUGCCACCGCUGCCCGGCCGGGGCCAUGUUCGCUCUGGGCUUGCGCUUCUUGGUGCUCUUGGUGGCUUCGGUCGAGAGCCUUCUGGGGCCCAAGAACGUCUCGCAGAAAGACGCCGAGUUUGAGUACCCUUACGUGGAUGAAGUCAACAGCGAGCUGGUCAACAUCUACACCUUCAACCACACAGUGACCCGCAACCGGACGGAAGGCGUGCGAGUGUCUGUGAAUGUCCUGAACAAGCAGAAGGGGGCGCCUUUGCUGUUCGUGGUCCGCCAGAAGGAGGCUGUGGUGUCCUUCCAGGUGCCCCUAAUCCUGCGAGGGCUGUAUCAACGCAAGUACCUCUACCAAAAGGUUGAACGAACGCUAUGUCAGCCCCCCACCAAGAAUGAAUCUGAGGUCCAGUUUUUUUACGUGGAUGUGUCCACCCUGUCACCAGUCAAUACCACGUACCAGCUCCGAGUCAACCGAGUGGACAACUUUGUGCUCAGGACUGGAGAGCAGUUUACCUUCAAUACCACUGCAGCCCAGCCCCAGUACUUCAAGUAUGAGUUUCCAGAUGGAGUGGACUCUGUGAUUGUCAAGGUGACCUCCCACAAAGCCUUCCCCUGUUCUGUUAUCUCCAUCCAGGAUGUCCUGUGUCCUGUCUAUGACUUAGACAACAAUGUAGCCUUCAUUGGCAUGUACCAGACUAUGACCAAGAAGGCAGCCAUCACUGUGCAGCGCAAAGACUUCCCCAGCAACAGCUUUUAUGUGGUGGUGGUGGUGAAGACUGAGGACCAGGCCUGUGGGGGUUCCUUGCCCUUUUACCCCUUUGUAGAAGAUGAACCAGUUGAUCAAGGGCACCGUCAGAAAACCCUGUCAGUGCUGGUAUCUCAAGCUGUCACAUCUGAGGCCUACGUUGGUGGGAUGCUCUUUUGCCUGGGCAUAUUUCUCUCCUUCUACCUGCUGACUGUGCUCCUGGCCUGUUGGGAGAAUUGGAGGCAGAGGAAGAAGACCCUGCUGGUGGCCAUAGACCGAGCCUGUCCAGAAAGUGCAUCUCUCCUUGGUCACCCUCGCGGCCUGGCUGAUUCUGCUCCUGGAAUUGCUCCUUAUGAGAGCUACAACUAUGGCUCCUUCGAGAAUGGCUCCGGAUCCACCGAUGGGUUGGUUGACAGUGCAGGUUCAGGGGACCUCUCUUAUGGUUACCAGGGGCACGACCAGUUCAAGCGGCGCCUCCCCUCUGGCCAGAUGCGGCAGCUGUGCAUUGCCAUGGAACGCUCCUUUGACCCAGUGGGUACCCGGCCAAGACUGGACUCCAUGAGCUCCGUGGAGGAGGACGACUAUGACACAUUGACUGACAUCGAUUCAGACAAGAAUGUCAUCCGCACCAAGCAAUACCUCUGUGUGGCUGACCUGGCACGGAAGGACAAGCGUGUUCUGCGGAAAAAGUAUCAGAUCUACUUCUGGAACAUCGCCACCAUUGCUGUGUUCUACGCUCUUCCUGUGGUGCAACUGGUGAUCACUUACCAGACGGUGGUGAAUGUCACAGGGAAUCAGGACAUCUGCUACUACAACUUCCUCUGUGCCCACCCACUAGGCAACCUCAGCGCCUUCAACAACAUCCUUAGCAACCUGGGGUAUGUCCUGCUGGGUCUGCUCUUCCUGCUCAUCAUACUACAGCGUGAGAUCAACCAUAACCGGGCCCUGCUGCGCAAUGACCUCUAUGCCCUGGAAUGUGGGAUCCCCAAACAUUUUGGUCUGUUCUAUGCCAUGGGCACAGCGCUGAUGAUGGAGGGGCUGCUCAGUGCCUGCUAUCAUGUCUGCCCCAACUAUACCAACUUCCAGUUUGACACCUCAUUCAUGUACAUGAUCGCUGGACUCUGCAUGUUAAAGCUCUACCAGAAGCGGCACCCAGACAUCAACGCCAGUGCCUACAGCGCCUAUGCCUGCUUAGCCAUCGUCAUCUUCUUCUCUGUGCUGGGCGUGGUCUUCGGCAAAGGGAACACAGCCUUCUGGAUUGUCUUCUCGGUCAUCCACAUCAUUUCCACCCUGCUCCUCAGCACGCAGCUCUACUACAUGGGCCGCUGGAAGCUGGACUCAGGGAUCUUCCGCCGCCUCCUCCACGUGGUCUACACAGACUGUAUCCGGCAGUGCAGCGGGCCCCUCUACGUGGACCGCAUGGUGCUUCUGGUCAUGGGCAACAUUAUCAACUGGUCGCUGGCUGCCUAUGGACUCAUCAUGCGCCCCAAUGAUUUCGCCUCCUACCUGCUGGCUAUUGGCAUCUGCAACCUGUUGCUGUACUUUGCCUUUUACAUCAUUAUGAAGCUCCGCAGCGGUGAGAGGAUCAAGCUCAUCCCCCUGCUCUGUAUCGUCUGCACCUCUGUGGUUUGGGGCUUUGCGCUCUUCUUCUUCUUCCAGGGACUCAGCACUUGGCAGAAAACCCCCGCGGAGUCGAGGGAACACAACCGGGACUGCAUCCUCCUCGACUUCUUUGACGACCACGACAUCUGGCACUUUCUGUCCUCCAUCGCCAUGUUCGGGUCCUUUCUGGUGUUGCUGACAUUGGACGAUGACUUGGAUACAGUACAGCGAGACAAGAUCUAUGUCUUCUAGCAGAAGUUGGAACCCACACUUCAUAGGGCACUGAGCUCCUCUUUGUCACCUGGAAGGUGCCACCGUAGCACCAAGGGUGUGACUCCCAGCCCUGCUUCCCAGUACUGGAUGGCAGUGGGGCAGUUAGGCCCAACCCAGGCCUGGCUCAGAACAUUCACUCUGCCGGGGAAAAGGUCUAAUCCCCAGACAUUGGCCAAAUUGCUGCUUUCUUCUCAGUGUUGGGUCCUUGCAUGGACCUCCAUCCACAUCCGUCUGUCCGUCCAUCAGCUCUCCGUUUGUCCUUCUGCAAGAGGGAAGAGGGAGGGCAAUGCCUUCCCCAUUUCAUGCCUUGCAUUCUACCUGUCCUUCCCUCAGCCUGGAACUCAAGGCUCUUUCUUCCUCCUACAAUGUGCUUUCAAGGCUCUAGCCCAGUGCCUCAUUCUUUCUUCAGAACUAGGACCCCAGUUCUGUUUGGGGUACCUAGAUGUCGUCAUUGCCCACACUGGUUAGCCAAGGUGGAUGUGGGUAUGAGACUUUGGGGGCUGGUCAGCUGGUGCCAGGCUUUUGGUGCUAAGGCCUGCAAGGGGCCCAUAAUAGGACCCUAUGAUCUGUGCUUGGGACUGGCUCUAUAUCAGUGGGGGUCAACCCAGUUUCAGAGUCACUGCUGAUCUGAGGGGCUGAAUUCUGAAGUCACCUCCUCAUCCCAGCAGCCCCAGACUGAUGCCAGCACUAGGGUUGGUGAGAAAUGUAUAACUCACCUGUUCCCUUCCUUACCCUCGGUCCUGCCAAGCCCCACCUGGGGGCCUUCAGUGCCAUUGACACUGCCCAAGAAUGUCCACAGGCAAGGGAGGGAUGGUGCUCAGUGCCCAGCCCCUCCUGCCUCCUCCGCAGGAGUGGGAAGCCCCAGUGCCUGAUUUAGAAAGGGGCUUAAGGAAGGGAAGUGCCAAUUCCCUGUGUGUUACUGGUCCAGCCUCACUCUGGAUCCCAGGGUUGGCUUUUGAGUUUCCGUCCUGUCUUCAGCCAAAUUCUGUGUUAGUCUCUCUCACACACAGGUACUUUGGUGUUUACAUGGAGUUGCCCCAGCUCUGGAUUCCUGGCCACUCUGGUCCUUGGCUCCCCUUCACCCCACCAAGUCCAUUCCAGAUGCCAAGGAUGGAAGCCCAAAUGUGUCUCAUUCUCAACUUACAAAUCUCCUGGGCUGGGGAAAAGAGGUGGGCCUGGGUCUGUGUCUCAGAGCUCCACUUUACAUCUUUCCACGCCAUGAUUGUGACUGUUUUCUAUGAAUGAGUGUGUUCAAUAAAGACUACCAGAUACGGA
Molecule: messenger RNA, 4147 nt
Organism: Jaculus jaculus (lesser Egyptian jerboa)
Lineage: Eukaryota; Metazoa; Chordata; Mammalia; Rodentia; Dipodidae
Gene: Sidt2
Product: SID1 transmembrane family member 2
Exons: 28
Coding region: 287-2851 (854 amino acids)
Cellular component (GO): membrane
Source: RefSeq, a predicted model, not a curated record